CUUCCAAAAUUCUACUGUAUAAAACUGUUUUGUCCUUCCGACCAAGCGCAACACCCAAUAUCUCACUACCUUCGUUGUUUUCCACAUUUCACGCGCCAUUUAACCCCGUCAAACCCACUUCUCCCCCAAAGUCAAAAAGUCAACCCCCCGUACUUUCCACCACCACCUCACCUCACCUCACAUCUCCCCCUUCUUUUUCUCCCCAACAUUUCCCCAAUUUUACCGACGCAUAUAUAGCUAAUCCCAAAGAAAAAAAAAACAGCAAAUCAAAAUUCAAACCUCCAUUUUCUCCCUUUCUUUCUCUCUCCUCACCUUUCCGAUCACCGGAAAACAUGGAUUCUCCGGGGGCGGUAAGGUUUCCUCUCGGCCGUCAAUCCUCCUACGCCGCCCUCGAUAAACUCACCACCACCACCGCCACUUCCGACGACAACAACGACGAUCUCCGACUGCCGUUGAUUGAAUUGACGGAUGGAUCUUCCGACGGUGCGGCGGAGCCUGAGGGGCAAGACGACGGAGGUGAGAUUGAGAUUCCGGCGAGUGUGAAGCUGAUGUUUGCGGCUCAUGAGGGAGAUGUGGAUGGGAUUAAGGAAUUGGUUGAAGAUUCUGGUGCUGAUGUCAAUUUUAAGGAUAUGGAUAAUCGUACUCCUUUGCAUGUUGCUGCUUGUCAAGGUUAUGUGGAUGUUGUUGAUUUGUUGAUUAAUAUGAAUGCUGAGGUUGAUCCUAAAGAUCGUUGGGGUAGUACGCCACUUGCAGAUGCCAUAUAUUACAAGAACCAUGAGGUAGUGAAGGCUCUAGAGGACCAUGGUGCCAAACCUCCGAUGGCUCCUAUGCAUGUCAAAAAUGCCCGUGAUGUCCCAGAAUAUGAGAUUGAUCCUCAAGAAAUUGAUUUUAGCGAAAGCGUAAACAUCAACAAGGGAACUUUUCUUAGAGCAUCAUGGAGAGGGAUACAAGUUGCUGUCAAAAAGCUUGGGGAUGAAGUAUUUACUGAUGAAGAAAAGUUACGAGCAUUUAGGGAUGAACUUUCUUUGCUUCAGAGGAUCCGGCACCCAAACGUAGUUCAGUUCUUGGGUGCAGUGACUCAACACACGCCGAUGAUGAUCGUUACUGAGUUCUUACCCAAGGGAGACCUUUGUGAGUUCCUGAAAGACAAAGGUGCGCUAAAACCAAAAACAGCAGUGAGAUUUGCCCUUGACAUUGCAAGGGGGAUGAGUUAUUUGCAUGAGAUAAAACCACAUCCAAUAAUCCAUUGUGACCUUGAACCUUCCAACAUAUUGCGUGAUGAUUCUGGACAUCUUAAAGUUGCUGACUUUGGAGUGAGCAAACUGCUUAAAGUCUCCAAGGGAGUUGAAAGAAACCGACCCAUAUCUUGUGAAGAUUAUUCAUGCCGGUAUAUGGCGCCUGAGCUUUUCCGAAAUGAAGAUUAUGACACCAAAGUUGAUGUAUUUUCGUUUGCUUUAAUUCUUCAAGAGAUGAUUGAAGGCUAUCCACCAUUUGCUUCAAAGGAAGACAAAAAUGCUCAAGAGGCAUAUGCUGCAAAUGAGCGUCCACCUUUUAAAGCUUCUGGAAAAUCAUAUCCACAUAAAUUGAAAGAGUUAAUUGAAGUGUGCUGGAAUGAAGAUCCUACGAAAAGGCCAACUUUCAGAGAAAUAAUUGCGAGGCUUGAUCAUAUAUAUAGUAACCUUGGUCGCAGGAAGCGUUGGAUAAAGGUCAGACCACUCAAAUGCUUUCAAAGAAAUGAAUCCAGCCUUGGCAGUUCAUCUUAUGCUAUGUGAUUGCCCUGUAUUAGAUUCGACAAAUUCAGUAACAAUCAGGCUUCUAGAACAUUAUUGCCCAUCAAUUGAAAAGGGAAUUUAAAUAGUUGUAAGUGCAGAAACCAGUUAACAGGUUUUAUCUGAGGCCCAUGCUUGAGAAACAGCCAGCUGGAUCAAAACCAAUCCUAUUAUUGCUAAUUGUCGGAACUUCCACUGUAACAGUAAUUCCUGUCUGCCCUAAUAUCAUGUAAAUUACGAUUGAUAGUUUGAUCCUAUUAAAUAUAUUUGACAUUAUUGCUAAAGGGGAGUACAGGAGAAUUUUUACACAACCAUGUGCAUCUAGUUGUGUAGAACGGAUGUUAAGUCUUGCUACGAAAAGUUACUCGAUUUUUUGAGGUUGACCAGACCCUCUUCCUGUUUACAGUGUAAAAUUAAUUUCUCUUCAUUGGAGUUGAUAGAAGACCAAAUGUGCUGUUGUUUUA
Chenopodium quinoa (quinoa) is the source of this 2233-nucleotide messenger RNA. Its product is annotated as serine/threonine-protein kinase STY8-like. Lineage: Eukaryota; Viridiplantae; Streptophyta; Magnoliopsida; Caryophyllales; Amaranthaceae. Bases 333 to 1772 code for a protein of 479 amino acids. The record is from RefSeq and is a predicted model, not a curated record. The transcript has 12 exons. Gene Ontology annotation, biological process: protein phosphorylation. Gene Ontology annotation, molecular function: ATP binding; protein kinase activity; protein binding.